AUGAGUAUGGACGCUGGCGGUCUUGCUCAGAUGACUUUCAACUCUUCCUUCGAUAAUGGCGGUUCCCUCGGGGUUCCAGGCUCUGGGUUUGCUUCGCGCCGCAAAGGUUCUCAUAUCAAGCGUUUGAGCGUGCCACCCCAAAUUGCUACGAUCGAUGAGUCCCAGGCCUCUGCCUCAAUUUCUACUCCACGCACUAGUCGUUCUCAUCUCUUGGCUGGGUUACGCACUGCUCCCAAAUCUGCCACAAUUCCCUCCCAGCAACAACGGAAUGCAAUGGAGGGUGGAAGAUUCCCUGGUUUCCCUAGCCGAGGAGCUGAUCGAGUUCCACAAACUGCGACGGGAACCGGAUUUCCGCAGCAGAUGUACGCUAACCAGGGCAUGAACUCGCAUCAAUCUCAUCAGUCUCAUCAGCAGCACCAGUCUCAUCAGCAGCACCAGUCUCAUCAGCAGCACCAGUCUCAUCAAUCUCACCAGGCGCACCAAGCACAGCAGGCGCACCAAGCACAGCAGAAUCGCAUGGUGUACACUCUGCCAGAGCAGGUGCUUGCACCCCCAAUGCUUGAUAUUGGUGGUGACAUCCCCAUCGAUGAGAACAUGUACGCCGAAAUCAUGUCAACCAAUUUGUUCCUUGCUGCUCAGCAACAGCGCCUGCAGCAGCAAUUGAUCAGUGUCACUGCUGCGGCUCAGCAAUUCCAAGGUCUGAAUUUGGGCAUGUCUCUUCCUCAGCAACAGCAGAAUGCCUCCCUUCCCGGCAUGGGCUUCUAUCAGCAGCAGCUCCAGCAAGGCGUUCAGCCGAUUGUGCAGCCGGUUCCUGGUCAGCCUGGAAUGUUCUGCGUUUACAACCCUCUGACUGGCCAGCAAAGCUACCUCAUGGAUAACUCUCAGGAAGAUGGUUCGCCUCAGCCCUAUCAAGAUACCCGUUCCCAUGUUGGUCAGCAAGUGCCGCAAUUCCGUGCAGAGAUCUCUCCUCCCGCAGAAUCUGCGCAUUCGGUGAUGCAAUUCCCGCAACCCAUGUCACCUCCCACUGGCAGCCCCUCCCCGCCGCACGAGGCAUCUAUGAGCGCUCUUCGCCGCGGCCACCGGAAAACCCCUUCGUUCAACCCGGCCAUCAAGACUAAUAUCGAUACCAAUAAGGCCAACGUGGGGCAUGGUCCUCGGUCUGCUGCACUGCCGCCGACACCUGCCACUGGAACCUUUGGACCCGGUCAAGCUCGUGCUGGUGAGCACCCCAGCCGUCAGCCCCGUGGGCCUCCUUCGCUCGAGGAUCUUGUCGCAAAGCCCACUUCCCAGCACGAGGGAAGCAAGAACUUCGCGACUCGCCAACGCCGCCGUGCUGUUCACAACCUCGUUCGUGCGGGUAUUGAGCGUCGAGGUGACACACGGAGUCUUGGAUACCAUAGCAGCGGUGGUACCAACACUCCGGCAAGUGAGAAGGAGUUCACUUUCUCUGAUGGCGAUGAUGCCACCGUGCGCAGCGGCAGUCUCUCCAGCAAGCCCAGUCUAGGUAGCCUGCGUGCAGUGGCCAAUGGUGCUAUUGGAUCUGAGAGAAAGGAGAAGUCUGGUCGGGAGCGUGGCUCCCCAGACAGUCCCUUCCACAGCGUUACCCCAACCAGCGAGGAUGGUGGCUAUUUUGGGUCGAAGUUCGUGGAUGUUCGUGGGGAAUAUGCUCCCUCGCCUAGUGCCAGUGGCACCUCCUCGCCCUCGGUGGCGGCUGUUGUUGCUGGCCAGGGGCCGGUGGCUCAGGCACCAGAAAGGCGCAAGACGCCGAUGUUGGUGCUGUCCAGCGCUGAAAAGCGUAAGACCCCUUUCAUGUAA
Molecule: messenger RNA, 1815 nt
Organism: Penicillium antarcticum
Lineage: Eukaryota; Fungi; Ascomycota; Eurotiomycetes; Eurotiales; Aspergillaceae
Exons: 1
Coding region: 1-1815 (604 amino acids)
Source: RefSeq, a predicted model, not a curated record